Molecule: messenger RNA, 1797 nt
Organism: Syngnathus acus (greater pipefish)
Lineage: Eukaryota; Metazoa; Chordata; Actinopteri; Syngnathiformes; Syngnathidae
Gene: gfi1b
Product: growth factor independent 1B transcription repressor
Exons: 7
Coding region: 198-1133 (311 amino acids)
Cellular component (GO): nucleus
Source: RefSeq, a predicted model, not a curated record
GGUUGAAACCACAGUCAGAUUCUCCGGCGGAAUUAUCUGAUUGGAAAUCAGGGAGGGGAGAAAAAGAAAGAGCAACAAGUGCGAUGCUUUUACGCUGGUUUGCUUUUGGGACUUGAAGGAAAGGAUUUUAAUUUGGGUGAGACACACUAAGAGCUGAACGAAGUCAACAAUUUAAUUGGAUCUUGUUAAGAGUCGAGAUGCCUCGAUCUUUCCUGGUGAAAAACAAACGGAGCUCGUCAUUUAAUGUGCAUAGAUUAUAUGAAGAUGAGACAGAGAUCUCACCUCAGAGGCCUCAAUCUGAGGGCCUGCAUUCCCAAACAGACCUCAGACCAGUAGGAAAAGCAGAGGAAGAACUUCAGAGUCCUGUACCUGUGCAUGCAGAGCCCACCAGAACCCCUGUGGCUCCCACAAAGUCAUAUUACGCAACAGACCCUCAGAAGGGAGAAUUCCCUUCUUACUACAAGCCGGCCUAUUGGGGGGAGCAGGUUCCUUCUCCGUAUCGGUUGGGUUUCAGCCCAACGGUGCUGCAGCACGCCGCCACUUUGUACAACACGCACAUCAGCCGCAGCCCGCAGAACCAGCAGCCGCUCGACUGCAGUACCCACUACUCGGCAAGCUCCGACACCUACCACUGCAUCACCUGCGAUAAGGUGUUCUCAACACCUCACGGCCUGGAAGUUCACGUCAGGAGGUCCCACAGCGGAACGAGACCUUUUGGCUGCAGCAUCUGCAGAAAAACCUUUGGCCACGCAGUCAGUCUCGAGCAACACAUGAAUGUUCACUCCCAGGAAAAAAGUUUUGAGUGCAAGAUGUGCGGCAAGUCCUUCAAGCGCUCCUCCACGCUGUCCACGCACCUUCUCAUCCACUCGGACACCCGGCCGUACCCGUGUCAGUUCUGCGGGAAGAGGUUUCAUCAGAAGUCCGAUAUGAAGAAACAUACAUAUAUUCACACCGGUGAGAAACCCCACAAGUGCCAAGUGUGUGGUAAAGCGUUCAGCCAAAGUUCCAACCUGAUCACCCACAGUCGGAAGCACACCGGCUUCAAACCGUUUGGAUGUGCCGUUUGCUCCAAAGGCUUCCAACGCAAAGUGGACCUUCGCCGGCACCAGGAGAGCCAACACAGCAUUAAGUGACACGUGCGGGAUUGUCCAGGGGCGGCGCUAAGAUUUGAACUUUACAAGUGCUCAGCCCCCCUAAUAAGAAUGUGUGUUGUCGUUGACAGUAUGUAGGUAACACAUAUAUUUGUGUUGAAGUAUUUGAAAAUAAUUCAAAAUAAAAAAUAUGGGUAGGUUUCAUUCUAGUACACCUGUUUAGGGCUGGACCCUUUAGUCGAUGAAACCUGAGGUAGACUUGUCCCUUUACAAUGUUAGCGUUUAACGCGAAUUUGGGGACUUUAAACCAGGUAAAAGCGGGUCUAAAUUGUGGCGCAAUGGGAUUUUUUGAUCAAGGGGCAUAAUGGGAACUCGCAAAGACAAAAUGUUUUACUUUGCAAGAAAAUACUCUUGUAUUUUGUCCCACAAAGACCGUAACACUUGAGGCCCUCAUAGACGAACCGGAUAACCUCGAUGGAGCUAACACGUAAGAGAUUUUCUGCUUAGCGACCUAUGAGUUCUAAUUUAAACUGCGUAUGGAUGUAACGUGAGAAUUGUAAAUGGUCUUUGUGAGGUACUCCACUCUGUGUGUGUGAAAAUAAAGAAUGAGCUGAAGCUGUGGUUGCUCUAUCCUGUUCCCUCCAGGGCAAAAUACAUGUCAACUGUUAGCCUAGUAAAAUGAUGUGAUAAACUCUGUCAACAUGAA